Molecule: messenger RNA, 1194 nt
Organism: Malassezia globosa CBS 7966
Lineage: Eukaryota; Fungi; Basidiomycota; Malasseziomycetes; Malasseziales; Malasseziaceae
Exons: 1
Coding region: 1-1194 (397 amino acids)
Biological process (GO): fungal-type cell wall polysaccharide metabolic process
Cellular component (GO): fungal-type cell wall
Source: RefSeq, a predicted model, not a curated record
AUGAAAUCCAACCUUCUUUUCAUCUUACAUACCUUGGCACUUUCCGCGCUGGUCGCGGACGCCAGCUUCUCUCGUCGCCGUCCCCAUGAUAACAUCGUACACCGUCGUGAUUUCGGUGGGGGUGGUAUCUUGCAUGACUUUGAGAACGACGUGUCAUCCUUAUUUGGCGGCUUUACUCAAGACCCAGGUGCUUCUUCCACAAGCUCGUCAACUUCUUUAUCACCGUCUUCUUCGUCCUCGUCGGCUUCGGCAUCCACCAAUACGCGAACUCGUGCUGCGGAAGUUUCCUCAUCAACACCAGAUGCAAGUUCUUCAGCCAGCUCAUCCACCGGCUUCAACCUAGGACAUGGCCUUAGCAGCUGGCUCAAUGGCAUCUUCGGUGGUCAGUCGAAUCCAACCACUGUGACAUACAUGACAAAUCCUAGGGAUGGACGUCUUCUUGGUGGGAAACCAAAGAUGGGACUCGCAUGGCCAAAUGGGGGCAGUAUGAACAUUACUCGUUUCCUGAACUCGAAGAUCUCUUGGUUCUAUUCAUGGGAUUCAGUACCUGGAUUCUCGCCAGUACCUGAUAAUGUGACGUUUUGUCCUAUGCUUUGGGGAUCUAGCAAAGCUGGGAAAUUCAAAAGGCAUGUGACCGAUAAUCCUGAAAGCCACACCAAUUCCGGCAAGUGCGUCAUGGCUAUGAAUGAAGUGAAUCAGCAGGGUCAAGCUAAGAUGUCUGAAGGCACAGCCUGCUCGCUCAUGCGAGAAUACAUCUUGCCUCUCAAAGACCAUGACUAUUAUGUUGUCUCACCUGUCACUACGAAUGCGCCGAGCGGCAAGAAGUGGAUGCAGAACUUCCGUGAAUCUUGCUCAGAUGUGUGGGAUAACAUCAAUGCAGUAGCUGUACACUUCUACGGCACCAAUACGACUGAGUUUAAGGAUUAUGUGGUUGACUGGCAUCAAACAUUCAACAAGCCUGUUUGGGUGACCGAAUACGCUUGCCAGAAUUUCAACGGCGGUGACCAGUGCUCAGACUCCAAGGUCUUCAACUUCCAUAUGGAAAUGUCUGUCUGGUUUGACGAGCAAGACUUUGUUGAAGCAUAUGCGCCAUUUGGUGUCAUGCAAAAUAUGCAGGAUGUGAACACUGCGAACCAGCUUGUUGAAAAUGGGAACCCCAAUCUCAUGUUCAAUACUCUCUCUGGACUCCCUUAA